This is a messenger RNA of Homarus americanus (American lobster), 1695 nucleotides long. RefSeq names its product 7-dehydrocholesterol reductase-like. Gene Ontology annotation, cellular component: endoplasmic reticulum membrane. The transcript has 5 exons. Gene Ontology annotation, biological process: sterol biosynthetic process; brassinosteroid biosynthetic process. The coding region runs from base 289 to 1521 and encodes 410 amino acids. Gene Ontology annotation, molecular function: oxidoreductase activity, acting on the CH-CH group of donors, NAD or NADP as acceptor. The record is from RefSeq and is a predicted model, not a curated record. NCBI's taxonomy places the organism in Eukaryota, Metazoa, Arthropoda, Malacostraca, Decapoda, Nephropidae.
CUAACGCCAGUGUACCCUGUUAGGCGUGUAACCUACCUCGUAUUUUCCACAACUUGCCUUUUAUCUCUGUCUCUGUUUUUUAUCUCUCUCUCGUGUGUUACGGUAGCAAGUACAUGAACAUUUUGUCAUUAUCGUGGAGUUUCAAUAAGACAAUACUCUGGAGCUUUGGAUUCAAGAUCAUACAACUCACCACUGUCUUCGUCAAAGGGAUUACCAAGUACGUCGAAAAUAUCAACCAGUUUCAACGCUUGCUUUCGGAAGGUACUGCUGUGGCAGGAGUGAGGCGUAAUGGAGACUAUGUACGAGUUGUUGAGGAACUACGUGGGUCCCCUGGUGAUGGUAGUGACGACAACGGUGGGUGUGCAGUACCUGGCGGAAGUGGGAGGUGACAACGCUCCCACCUCCUGGAGCCUUGUGGGGAACCUACAUUCCUGGACUGUGGUGUUUCUCACUCUCCUGUGGGCGCUGCUCUCACUCUUGGUGCCGGGGAAGUUGUUCUCCGGGCCACAGACCAGCUUCGGCUACACGCCAGUCUACAAGGCUAACGGGUUCCAGUUCUUCGUGGUGUCUCUGGCGGCCUUCCUCACCCUCGUCCUCUACUACCCACACAUCCCACUUGACCUGGUCGACAACUUCCAGAAUAUACUUGCGUCAUGCAACAUCUUGGCGUUCGUGCUAUGCAUCUACUUGUUGCUGAAAGGGAAGCUGUGGCCGGAGGCAGUGGAGGUGUUGGAGCCAAAGCCAAUAGUGUACGAGUUUUACCGGGGGAUGGAGCUGCACCCUAGGAUGCUGGGCGUCGACGUGAAGCAGCUUACCAACUGCAGAUUCGGUCUCCUGGCCUGGGAGCUGCUGGUGGUGGCCUUCUUCCUGGCAGGGUGGGAGAGGAACGGCUUCAGCCUGGCUCACCUGGUGUGUGCCACCCUCCAAACCAUCUACCUGGCCAAGUUUUACUGGUGGGAGACUGGCUACUUCAACACGCUGGACAUCAUCCUGGACCGUGCCGGCUACUACAUCUGCUGGGGGUGUUUGGUAUUCGUGCCCUCCCUCUACACCUAUGCCUCCUUCUUUCUCGUGGCUCACCCUCCUCUCGUGUCCACCACCGCCGCCAUCUUCUUUUUCAUCCUGGGUUUAUGUGCGAUAAUUGGCAAUUACCGCAUAGACUGGGAAAAGGAAUACUUUCGCGCCAUGGAUGGAAAAUGUGACUUAUGGGGCCGACCCGCCACCUAUAUUGAAGCGGAAUACACGAGCGCCUCGGGUCCUAAGCGUUCUAAACUGCUCACUUCCGGGUGUUGGGGCGUCGCCAGACACCUCAACUACACGUUCGAGCUGUUACUGGCCCUGUCCUGGUGUCUGCCGGGGCUGGGCUAUGGCUUUUGGCCUUUUCUCUACGUAAUCUUCCUGACGGUGCUGCUGGUACACAGGGUAUUCAGGGACGAGGACAAGUGCCGGGAUAAGUAUGGAGCCAGCUGGGACAAAUACUGCAGGGAAGUUCCCUACCGCAUGAUUCCCUGGGUAUUCUAAGACCAUCUUGUCACACCUCCAAGAUUUAUUAUUGUGUUCCUGGGGAAAGCAGUAUUAAGUAAACUUAAAUGUAUUUUUCGUUUUUAAGAAGUAUAUCUGGAAAUGCGUGAAAUCUUUGCUUUUCGUGUCGAUGAGUUCGUAUUUUUUAAUACGAAAAAUAAAAAGCUUUAUUCA